ACCAAUAUGGUGAACAGUAAUGCAGAAGUUUCACUCGCUAAUCUCGGGAUGUACCUAUUGGAUGUUACAUUAAAGAGAGGAACUAACUUAGCAGCUCGCGAUCGAGGAGGGACAAGUGAUCCGUAUGUCAAGUUCAAGAUUGGAGGGAAAGAAGUUUUUCGAAGUAAAACAAUACACAAGAACCUUUACCCUGUUUGGGAAGAAAAAGUUUCCCUGCUCAUUGACAAUCUGAAGGAACCUUUAUAUGUCAAGGUAUUCGAUUAUGAUUUUGGCCUGCAGGAUGAUUUUAUGGGCUCCGCAUUUCUUGAUCUUGCAACUUUAGAACUGCAAAGUGCAAAAGAAGUGGCAUUAAACCUGAAGGAUCCACAGCACCCUGAUCAUGUAUUGGGAACCAUAUAUUUUUCAGUCUUCCUGUCUCAGAAAGACAGCGUCAGCAUGGAGUCGACAACUAUAAUUAAGAAGAAUUGGAAACGAUCAAGUAAGUUUCAGACCCAGAGUUUAAGAAUACCAGAGCUGCACCGAAAAUCCCACUUUUGGAGAGGAGUUGUGAGCAUCACACUUAUUGAGGGGCAAGAUCUCAAAGCCAUGGAUGCUAAUGGACUAAGUGACCCUUAUGUAAAAUUCCGACUAGGACAUCAAAAAUACAAAAGCAAGACUCUUCCAAAGACCCUGAACCCUCAAUGGAGGGAGCAGUUUACCAUGCAUCUCUACGAGGAACAUGGAGGCGUAAUAGACAUCACAGUAUGGGAUAAAGAUGCAGGCAAGAGAGAUGACUUUAUUGGGAGGUGCCAGGUUGACCUGUCGGCCUUGAGCAAAGAACAAACUCACAAACUCAAGAUGAAUUUGGAAGAAGGGGAAGGUUGCCUGGUUCUGCUGGUGACUCUGACAGCCUCAUCCGCCAUCAGUGUCUCUGACCUCUCUGUCAGCUGCUUAGAGGAUCAAAAAGAGCGCAAGGAGAUUCUGCGGAGAUAUAGUCUUAUGCGAUCCUUUAGCAGUUUUAAUGAUGUGGGCUUCCUUCAAGUAAAAGUCAUAAGAGCAGAGGGAUUGAUGGCAGCUGAUGUCACUGGUAAAAGUGACCCAUUUUGUGUAGUUGAGUUGAACAAUGACAGACUGAUGACUCACACUGUGUACAAGAAGCUUAACCCCGAGUGGAAAAAAGUGUUCACAUUCAAUGUCAAUGAUAUGCACUCAGUCCUUGAAGUGACAGUUUAUGAUGAAGACCGAGACCGGAGUGCUGACUUCCUGGGCAAAGUUGCCAUACCCUUACUGUCUAUUCAAAAUGGUGAACAGAAAGCCUACGUCUUGAAAAACAAGCAACUGACAGGGCCAACAAAGGGGGUCAUCUAUCUUGAAAUAGAUGUGAUUUUCAAUGCUGUAAAAGCCAGCCUGGCUACGCUCAUGCCAAAAGAACAGAAAUACGUUGAAGAAGAACCCAGACUUUCUAAACAGUUACUGCUGAGGAACUUUAUCCGCAUGAAGCGUUGUGUCAUGGUGCUCAUCAAUGCUGCCUACUACAUUAACAGUUGCUUUGAUUGGGACUCACCCCAAAGGAGUCUUGCUGCUUUCUUGAUCUUCCUCAUUGUGGUCUGGAAUUUUGAGAUAUACAUGAUUCCAUUGGCACUUUUGCUAUUACUGGCUUGGAACUAUUUUCUAAUCAUAUCGGGGAAAGAUAACAGGACCCAGGAUAUGGUAAUGGAAGACAUGUUAGAGGACGAGGAGGAGGAGGAUGACAAAGAUGACAAGGACAGUGAGAAGAAAGGAUUCAUGAAUAAACUAUAUGCCAUUCAGGAGGUCUGCGUCAGUGUGCAGAAUGUGCUUGAAGAAGUGGCUUCUAUGGGUGAGAGGAUUAAAAACACAUUCAACUGGACGGUCCCAUUCCUAACCUGGCUGGCAAUUAUCGCCUUGUGUGUCCUAACGGCUGUGCUAUAUUUUAUCCCACUCAGAUACCUCGUCCUUCUGUGGGGAAUCAAUAAGUUUACAAAGAAAAUUCGAAGCCCCUACACAAUUGAUAAUAAUGAAAUUUUCGACUUCCUUACCAGAGUUCCAUCUGAUGUGCAGCUGGUGCAGUAUCAUGAACUGAAACCAGACCCCAGCCACAGUCCGAGCAAGCGGAAGAAAAAUAAUCUCGGUUAGCCAACGCUACACAUUACAGACAACAGCAUCUGCUCAUCCCAGAUAAAGGGAAGCCAUGUGGCCUCACAU
This is a messenger RNA of Nanorana parkeri, 2202 nucleotides long. RefSeq names its product multiple C2 and transmembrane domain containing 1 (gene MCTP1). Gene Ontology annotation, cellular component: synaptic vesicle membrane. The transcript is spliced from 20 exons. Bases 7 to 2133 code for a protein of 708 amino acids. The record is from RefSeq and is a predicted model, not a curated record. NCBI's taxonomy places the organism in Eukaryota, Metazoa, Chordata, Amphibia, Anura, Dicroglossidae. Gene Ontology annotation, biological process: regulation of neurotransmitter secretion. Gene Ontology annotation, molecular function: calcium ion binding.